UGCCCAGGAGCGAGCAAGCGAGCCGCGACCCAGCCCUGCACCCUGUCCUGCAGCGCGAUGCUCGCCUGGACCGCUCUCGGCCUGGCCCUGAGCUUGCGUCUAGCGCUGGCGCGAAGCGGCGCGGAGCCCGGCCCCCCGGCAACGGCCCCCCAGGGGGACCUGCUGUUCCUGCUGGACAGUUCAGCCAGUGUGUCUCACUAUGAGUUCUCCCGGGUUCGGGAGUUCCUGGGGCAGCUGGUGGCCCCUCUGCCCCUGGGCCCCGGGGCCCUGCAUGCCAGCCUAGUGCACGUGGGCACCCAGCCAUACACGGAGUUCCCCUUCGGCCAGCACAGCUCAGGUGCGGAGGUCCAGGACGCCAUCCGGGCCUCAGCCCAGCGCAUGGGUGACACCAACACUGGCCUGGCGCUGGCUUAUGCCAAGGAGCAGCUGUUUGACACGACAGCCGGUGCCCGGCCAGGGGUGCCCAAGGUGAUGGUGUGGGUGACAGAUGGCGGCUCCAGCGACCCCGUGGGGCCCCCCAUGCAGGAGCUCAAGGACCUGGGUGUCAUCAUCUUCAUCAUCAGCACUGGCCGGGGCAACCUCCUUGAGUUGUCGGCCGCCGCCUCGGCCCCUCCCGAGAAGCACCUGCACUUUGUGGAUGUGGAUGAUCUGCACAUCAUUGCCCAGGAGCUGCGAGGCUCCAUUCUUGACGCGAUGCAGCCGCAGCAGCAGCUCCGUGCCUUCGAAGUCACGUCCAGCAGCUUCCGCCUGGCCUGGCCGCCCCUGCUGACCGCCAACUCUGGCUACUACGUGCUGGAACUGGUGCCCAGCGCCGAGCCGGGGGCAGUGCGUCGACAGCAGCUGCCGGGGAACACCACGGGCUGGGCCUGGGCUGGCCUUGAGCCCAACACGGACUAUGACAUAGCUCUGGUGCCCGAGUCCAACGAGCGCCUCUUGGGGCCGCAGCACCUGCGGGUGCGCACGCUGCCGGAUGAGACCGGGCCGGAGCGGAUCGUCAUCUCACAUGCCAGGCCGCGCAGCGUGCGUGUGAGCUGGGCCCCGGCGCUGGGCCCGGCCACCGUGCUCGGCUACCACGUGUUGUACGGGCCACUGCAGGGCGGUGCGGCGCAGCGCGUGGAAGUGCCCGCGGGCCGUAACAGCACCACACUACAGGGCCUGGCGCCAGGCACAGUUUACCUGGUGACCGUGACCGCGGCCUACCGCUCGGGUCGCGAGCAUGCGCUGUCGGCGAAGGCCUGCACGUCCCCCGGAGAGCGCAGCCGCGCCCCGCCCCUCCCCGACGCUGGGGCCCGGGGGCCGUGACCCCGCCCUCGCCCUGCCGGGACUCCGCGUGACCCCCCACCCCGGCCUUGCAGCCGGAGGGCUCGGUCCCGCGCCUGCCCUCAAGGACGCGGGCCUCACCUGACUUCCCUGACCAGACCCUCCGCUGCUGCACUGGCAGCUGCGCACAACCGGCUGGGUCCUUGGGCUCCUGCAAGCCUCUCCCGGCUAUAAGCCGGGCACACGGGCUGUCUUUUGGGCAGGAUUUAGAAGAGAGCCUGGGUAGGCUGAGAACACCUGGGCUGGCGCUGGGCCCAGGACGGAGGACAGCAGCCAGACCCCCUCCCUCAUGUGAAGGCCUGUCCUUAUGGUGGCCAGGGCUGGCAUUGGUUCGAGGGAGUUUGGCCCAGCAGGUGGCUCUGUGUCUCCUCAGCCACUCAGGUCCUGGAUAUUGAUAGGAAGGCAGGACAAGGGGAAGCAAAGUGGCACAGGGUAGUCCCCCAAAGGCUUCCUGGAGGGGACAGGAAAAGGAGUGGGAAGUGCUGUGAAGCUGAUGGUGUGGCCAGAAGUAGAUGGGGGGGCCUGGGGGUGGUGCCUGUUGGGAACAAGUAGCCCUGUGUUCCUGCCUGGGAGCCCAGCUGGGCCCAGUUAGCCAUCACUGGGGGGUAGAGGGCAUCUUUUGAGGAAAAGAGCUCCCACUCUGGCCCCCUCCUGGGCCCCUGGCCCUGUUCCCUGUGGGGGUGGAGGCAGAUGGCCCCACCUGGUCCAGAGAAACAAGGCUCCCUGGGGUGGGCCCAUUACCCCAGUGGUUCUCUGAAGCAUCCUCCAAUCCCAAGGGUUCACGCUCUUGGGCUACCUCCUGGUCAGUACAUAACUAUCCUGGGGCCACCUGACAAGCCGUGUAGGGCAGGGAGCUCCAUCCAGGCCUGCUCUCUCCUGUGCCCAGAGUCUCCUCUCCAGCUCCCCUAAAUGUCCCAGACUUUAGAAUACAGUCAGUCAGACAUAACCUGCGCCCUGCCAUUGUUAGAGCGCUUUACUUUUUGUGGGAACGCUUACGGUGAACAGGGCAACUCCUGAGAGGCUGUGUGGGGAAGAUCUGCAGCUGCCCGCUGGUGCUGAGGAACAGAGGGGAAAGGUUGCCCCUCCCUUCUAGCUCUGGUGCUGACCACUGUGUCUUCUGUGACCCAUGUGUGCACCCUCUUUAGAGUCUCACCUUGUUUCUGUGAGCCAGGACCCUAUGAGCAAAGGCCACAGCAUUGGCCAUCGCCCACAUGGGGCAUUUAGUGGCUUUCAGGGCUCAGCCACAUGCUGGUGCCCUCUGCUGGCAAAGCAUCGCCCUCAGAGAAGUCGAUACUUUCUGCUAAUGCUUGCUAAUGGAAAUAAAGCUCCUAACCAGAGAGA
This is a messenger RNA of Loxodonta africana (African savanna elephant), 2661 nucleotides long. RefSeq names its product von Willebrand factor A domain containing 1 (gene VWA1). NCBI's taxonomy places the organism in Eukaryota, Metazoa, Chordata, Mammalia, Proboscidea, Elephantidae. The record is from RefSeq and is a predicted model, not a curated record. Bases 58 to 1302 code for a protein of 414 amino acids. The transcript is spliced from 4 exons. Gene Ontology annotation, molecular function: protein binding.